Asparagus officinalis (garden asparagus) is the source of this 2477-nucleotide messenger RNA. Its product is annotated as histone-lysine N-methyltransferase family member SUVH9-like. Gene Ontology annotation, cellular component: nucleus. The transcript is spliced from 3 exons. Bases 140 to 1999 code for a protein of 619 amino acids. Lineage: Eukaryota; Viridiplantae; Streptophyta; Magnoliopsida; Asparagales; Asparagaceae. The record is from RefSeq and is a predicted model, not a curated record. Gene Ontology annotation, molecular function: histone methyltransferase activity; protein binding; zinc ion binding.
UUCCCUUCCCUUCCUCCCAAAAUUUACCUCCCUCUUCGAAAAGACCACCAUGCUCACAAUCUUCGCCCCCUCUCUUUCUCUCUCCUAAACCUUUGAAAAAUCCUUCCCAAAAGGGACAAACUCUUCUCUCUCCCCUCCCAUGGAUCCGUCGCCGUCUCCUUCCCUCGACCUCAACAUCGUCCCCUACGGUUUAAUCGUCCCCAAGAUCGAGCCCAAGCUCGAGCAGAACGACCUCUCGAUCCAGAUCGGCCCAAUUGAUUCCUCACCAAACCCUAACCCUAACCCUAGCCCCGAUAGCAUCCUCUCCCCUGAGGUCCACACUCCACUGCAGCAGCUUCCCCCUGAUGAAGACGCCCUCUUCGCUGAGUACUACCGCCUCGCUCAGCUCUACCUCACCGUCGUCGUCGUCUCCAAGAAGAAGAAGCUUCGAUCCGGCGAAAUGGUGAGGGUUUCUACCCUCAGCCCGCAGGAUCAGGUAUAUUUUAGGGAUUUAGUUCGGAGGACGAGGAUUACGUACGAAUCUCUGAGGAUUCUUUUGAUUCGGGAGGAGGAUAGGGCGGAGGGAUUGGGGCUUUUGACGAGGAGGAGCAGGGCUGACCUAAAGGCGGCAGCUUUGAUGACGGAUCGUGAGCUUUGGUUGAAUAGGGAUAAGAGGAUUAUUGGGCCGAUUCCGGGGAUUAAUAUUGGGGACAUUUACUUUUUCAGGAUGGAGCUUUGUGUGAUUGGGUUGCAUGGGCAGGUUCAGGCUGGGAUUGAUUAUGUCUCGGCAAGCAGGAGCUCGAGUGGGGAGCCCAUUGCGACGAGCAUUAUAGUUUCGGGGGGUUAUGAGGAUGAUGAUGAUAAAGGGCAUGAGUUAAUUUAUACUGGCCAUGGAGGUAGAGACCAGAAUUUACAUAAGCAUUGUGCAGGGCAGAAACUUGCUGGGGGCAACCUCGCCUUGGAGAGGAGCAUGAAUUAUGGGAUCGAGGUACGUGUGAUUCGUGGGGUUAAGUGUGAUAAGAGCCCUACGAAUAAGGUUUAUGUUUAUGACGGGUUGUAUAAGAUUGUGAAGUGUUGGGUUGAUGUUGGGAAGUCGGGGUUUGAGGUUUAUAAAUACAAGCUUUUGAGGAUUGAAGGGCAGGAGGAGAUGGGGAGUAUGUUGAUUAAGCGGGCUGAGGAGUUGAAAGUAAAUCCAUUGAGUGUGAGACCAAGUGGGUAUUUAAGCUUGGAUAUGUCAAUGGGGAAGGAGAAUUUCCCUGUUUCCCUAUUUAAUGACAUUGACGAGGAUCGGGAUCCUUUGUUGUUUGAGUAUGUUGCUCGACCUGUGUACCCUCCUGGUUUAAGGGAAAAGGUCUUUGGUGACUGGGGAUGCGGGUGUGAAUGUGUGACAAAUUGUACAGUGGAUUGCCGCUGUGCAAAGAUGAACGGUGGAGAUCUUCCUUAUGAUAAAAAUGGGAUACUUGCAAGGGGAAAGCCAGUUGUAUAUGAGUGUGGAAGCACAUGCAAGUGCCCACUGAGUUGUCCAAACCGAGUGAGCCAGAGAGGGCUGAAGAACAGGUUAGAGGUGUUUAGGUCUCAGGAGACCGGAUGGGGGGUUCGUUCCUUGGAUUUGAUAAGGGCUGGAUCUUUCAUCUGUGAAUUUAGUGGGAUUGUACUAACAAAGCAACAGGCAGAUGUGCUUACAGCAAAUGGGGAAUGCUUGGUUUGUCCCAAUAGGUUUCCAGGAAGAUGGGUGGAAUGGGGAGAUAUAACUGAUGUGUUCCCAGAUUAUAGGCCGCCAAAUCUUCCUUCUUUGCCUGAACCGAGUUUCUCAAUUGAUGUGUCGAGGGCAAGGAAUGUUGCUUGCUAUAUGAGCCACAGUUGUAGCCCAAAUGUGUUUGUGCAGUUUGUUCUGUAUGAUCACUAUAAUGUGGCAUAUCCCCAUCUUAUGAUCUUUGCACUGGAGAACAUACCUCCUCUGAGAGAGCUGAGCCUUGAUUAUGGGAUGGUAGAUGAAUGGGUGGGAAAGCUCACCAUGUAGCAGAAUUCCAUAAGAAGGGGUGCUAUCAUGCUUAUUCUAAUUUUGAGUAUGUGGCUCCAGCACAUGCUUUUGUUGACUGAACAUGCUUCCAUAGUUACCAUCGAGGGAAUUUUAUAUGCUACUCAAUCCUCUGUGCGGAUCAGGCUAGGAUGCUACCAUGACCAUCCCUUGCUGCUCAAUGCUUUGUUUGUGUGGCACAUACCACUGACAUUUUUGUAAGUUGGAAGCAUGAAAUAGAGCUCUUUCAUCAAUGGUGGAAAUAUCAACUUCUGUUCGGGUGUUGUAAGGAGACUUAUCUAGUGAGGCAAUAAAAGACUCAGUAACUAGGUACAGCCUCAUGUUUGCGUAGUCCAGUUACCUUCAUUAGAUCGUAUAUGUAUAUAUCUGUAUAUUAUUUUUGCCCUGUUGUACUAAUAGCUGUUAUCCCAACUAUUUUUGAGAAACAUUCCGUUGCCCAAAAAAAAAACCCUUUGAAAAA